AUCUCUCUUCUGGACUCUAAGAAAAAUACACUAAUUAUAUCUUUUUUGUUCUUAUUCUAUAUUGACAGGAUUGAUUAGGUAUUGGGGAGCCUUAUAUGAAACCGCACAUUGCUUCAAAUGAGUGUGAUCAAGUGAGACUUGCCAGAAUGUCCCCAGUCAAUAGCUCAUGGAUUCACCCCUCAUCGUUCCUGCUAUUGGGAAUCCCAGGACUGGAAAACAUACAGCUCUGGCUUGGUCUCCCAUUUGGUGCAGUGUAUCUGAUUGCCCUUCUGGGGAAUAUUAUCAUCCUGUUUGUGAUCCAGACUGAGCAGAGCCUCCACCAGCCCAUGUUCUAUCUAUUGGCCAUGUUGGCUAUGACUGACCUGGGCCUGUCCACUGCCACCAUUCCCAAAAUGCUGGGCAUCUUCUGGUUUGGCCUCAGCAAGAUUGCCUUUGGUGGCUGCUUAGCUCAAAUGUUCUUUAUACACAUGUUUACAGGCACUGAAGCAUUCAUGCUUGUGGCCAUGUCUUUUGACCGCUAUAUGGCCAUCUGCCACCCUCUCCGGUACAACGCAAUUCUCACCAGCAAAAGGAUUGGUAUCAUUGGUGUAGCAGGGAUUCUGACAAAUGUCGUUUUGCUUAUUCCACUAGUAUUUCUCCUUCUGAGGCUUUCAUUCUGUGGACAUUAUAUUAUCCCCCACACCUAUUGUGAACACAUGGGCAUUGCCCGUUUGGCUUGUGUCAGUAUAAGAAUCAACAUAUUAUUUGGAUUAAUUCUUAUUUCUAUGAUUCUUUUUUGUGUUAUUUUGAUUGCUAUCUCCUACGUGAAGAUUCUGCAUAUUGUUUUCAAGCUCCCUUCCUUGGAUGCCAGGCAUAAGGCUCUCAAUACUUGUGGGUCCCAUGUGUGUGUCAUUUUAGCUUUCUUCACUCCAGCAUUUUUCUCCUUUAUGACCCAUAGAUUUGGUCACAAUGUCCCCCAUUAUAUCCACAUCCUCCUGGCUAAUUUAUAUGUGAUCGUUCCGCCUUCUCUUAACCCCAUUAUUUAUGGAGUGAGAACCAAGCAGAUCCGAGAUCGGGUGGUGAUGAUCUUCCUUUCUAAAGAAAUCUGAUUCUAAGUACUUGAUUUGGAGAAAUUCUUUAAGUUUUACUCUUUAUUUCUUGUCUUCCUUCAAAAUGGGGAAUUUAAGAGCCAUCAAGUUUUUCUGGCCUAAAUGCUUUGUAUGCUAUGUUGUUAAACACAAUGUUUCCUUUCUGGCGUGCAAUAUAACAUUGAAGAUAAAUUUGCAUAGGAAAUACUUGUAUUUAGACUAAACAUAAAUAACAUUCUUAAAUAAAUAGGUGUCAUUUAUUUUUGUGAAAGGUAUUAAAAUAUUCUUUCUGUAAAAAAUAUUAAAAUCAGUAUUUGGGGAUAAAGUCUUAAUGCAACUCAUAGUCUCUUUAAACAGAAUUCAUUUCUUAUGAUUGAAGGAUGCUAUGGUGUCAAGAACUAUCCUAAUUUUAAUGGGAUAAAUAGAUAAUGCUGCAGGAGUGGGGA
Molecule: messenger RNA, 1513 nt
Organism: Loxodonta africana (African savanna elephant)
Lineage: Eukaryota; Metazoa; Chordata; Mammalia; Proboscidea; Elephantidae
Product: olfactory receptor 52E8-like
Exons: 1
Coding region: 96-1088 (330 amino acids)
Biological process (GO): G protein-coupled receptor signaling pathway
Cellular component (GO): plasma membrane
Molecular function (GO): G protein-coupled receptor activity; olfactory receptor activity
Source: RefSeq, a predicted model, not a curated record